CCCGGCCAGACCGCAGAUCAACAACACGCAUCCAGACAGUCACAACUCAAACAGUCCGUUUGCCCAAAGCGAUGUCGAGAGACUUCACCACACUUGGAUCCUCAUGAGUCCCGUCUCCAACACACACAAUGAAGUUCACCUACGCAAAGACGACCAUCGUGCUCCUCCCAUGCCCUCCCUAGUGAAGCAACGCUUACCCUGGGUGCUGCCCCUCGUCUUUCCCUCGACCUGACAAAGACAACAUGACAGAUCCUCACCCGGCCUCAGACUCCUCCCACCCUGAUUCCGAUCCUCAUGAUGCGCAAGGUGAUUUCAGUCACUUUUCUUUUUCACAAGGUCGUUCGAAAGAGUCAGAGGCAUGGAGCGACGACCGGUUCUUGUUGACCCCUCCGAUACAACCCACGACUGCUGAUCCUCUGGGUCAACCCAUGUAUCAAAAUAAAGCUCGAGCUCUCCAAGCAAAUCAGCAGGCAUUCUCGGACAAUGCACAGCUUUCGAGCUCUCCAGAAAGCUCUGCGGCGCUACACCAUGAUGCGGCCCGCCUCAUUAGUGGCCUACAUAUCAAGACCGAUGUUAACGCUCUGCAUCGAGUAAAUUCUGCUCAGUCAAUGGAAUCCGAGUCGCGGUUGCGGUCGAGUACAUCGGCGUCAAGCCUUCCAUACCGAGUGCCCAGUAUUCGAGCACAACUGCAUUCCGCUGCCGGCUCCGUAUCACCGGGCACCACUCUGUCUUCGCCCCAGAUUGCUGCCAUGCUCGAUAUCACACCGCUUCCAUCUCCGACCACGGGCGCGUUUGAGUUGCUCAGACCGAUUUCAAGAACCAGGUCUCGAGGCUCUUCUGUGUCGUCUCUGAGAUCUUUCAUACUGGAAAUGAAUCCUCCAGCGUAUGCCGCACCGAACUAUAACUUGGGCAGUCUCUCACCUACCUCACCUCGCCGUAAGGGCUACCCAGGCCUCAAGUCACCUCCGAGACGGAAUUCCGCAGAUGACCGAAGACCUUCCGAUGAAGAAAGUCACGCUAGAAGUGUAAGCGACUAUGUUCCAGAGGCUUUGGCGAUGCCAAAACCACGGCACGUUGUGGUCAGUACUGGGACCCCUGCCGAGGUAAACCAAGCGUCAUCAAGUAUGCACCGCGAAGAAUUCAUUGGUCCUCGCAGAAGUAUAGCAGAGGGUCUUGAACAAGUUAACGUACAUCUUCCAGUUGUGCAUAAGAUGGAAACCACUCACGAGGAUGAACCAGCACCCAAACGCCCAAGGCUGGAAGUCUUCCAUGCGAAAGGUAUCACUUCAGGGGAACCAAGAGCUUAUGAAGCAAUCAAGACGCUGGGACAGGGAACCUUCAGCAAGGUAUAUCUGGCAGUACGCUUUAUUCAUAAGGAUCGGAAAGAUAGUGUUGAUUAUCGACAAGACAGCAUUAAUAUGGCUGGCGUCAAGGCCCGAUCGCGGAGAAUGGUCGCUGUCAAGGUUGUUGAACAAGGUCCAGCCGGCGGAGCAGAUGCGGAGAGAAUCGAAGUUGGCUUACAGCGAGAGGUGGAGAUCUUGAAGGCAAUACAACACCCAUCUUUGGUCCACCUCAAGGCAUUUGGCAAGGACAGAGCUGGUCGAGCACUUCUGGUGAUGAACUAUUGUCCAGGUGGAGAUCUAUUCGAGGUUGCCACGAAACACCAGGAAGUUUUGGUGCCAGCGCUUGUACGAAGAAUCUUUUCAGAAUUGGUUUCAGCUGUGCGGUACCUGCACCAAAAGUAUAUUGUCCAUCGGGAUAUCAAGUUGGAGAACAUCCUGCUUAACAUUCCGGUUCGCGUUCACUCCGAUGUUCGUGAUUGGCAGACACUAGAUCGAGCUGUUAUCACGUUGACCGAUAUGGGUCUCUCACGUCGGAUCCCUCAGCCACCUGAAAGUCCACUACUCACGACAAGAUGUGGAAGUGAAGAUUAUGCGGCUCCGGAAAUUCUCAUGGGUCAACCUUACGAUGGACGUCAGACGGACGCAUGGGCACUGGGUGUAGUCUUGUAUGCAUUGAUGGAAGGACGUCUACCUUUUGAUCCAUUACCUGGAGCAAGAGGAGAUCCAGCCACACUUCGAGCACGAACGCCGCACCGAAUUGCUCGAUGCGAAUGGGCAUGGGUCAAGUAUGGAGAUGAAGAUGGGGAAUGGGACCCGGAAAAGGGUCAUGGCUACGAAGGCGCUCCAGCAUGCGUGGAUGGACUGUUGAAGCGCAACACACGACGAAAACCACUUAGCGACAUCCGUGAAAUGCCCUGGGUCAAGGAUGGGAUUCGAGUGGACGGUGGUCUUCGAUGGGUGGAAGAGGAAUUGUAACAACACCAAAAAAAGGAGAUGAUUCUUGUGAUUCUCAAUGGGAACAAUCAAUGUUUGAGUACAGGCAUAGACUGGGGUGACUGGGAUAACUAUAGAAGAAGCCUAGUUGGGUAGGAUGACUCGAUGCAUUCCUCGAGGAAGUACUCCAUACUCCAUACUCGAUGUAUCAAAUAUGCUUCUGCCGGA
Messenger RNA from Exophiala viscosa, 2504 nucleotides. Its product is annotated as protein-serine/threonine kinase. The record is from RefSeq and is a predicted model, not a curated record. Gene Ontology annotation, cellular component: cytoplasm. NCBI's taxonomy places the organism in Eukaryota, Fungi, Ascomycota, Eurotiomycetes, Chaetothyriales, Herpotrichiellaceae. The coding region runs from base 243 to 2318 and encodes 691 amino acids. The transcript is spliced from 2 exons. Gene Ontology annotation, molecular function: ATP binding; protein serine/threonine kinase activity. Gene Ontology annotation, biological process: intracellular signal transduction; protein phosphorylation.